AUGGCGGGCUCUCGCAGCGUCGUCGACCGCGACAAGCAAGCCCAGUCUAACUUCGACGUCGACUAUGUGAUCCACUACUCAAUCCCGCCGAAGGGUAGCGCCGAGGCAGAGGCCUCCUUCGCCCAGCUCAUCACCGCCCUCUCCGCCGUAGGCUUCGCAACCGAGGUCCGCCCAGGCCGCCUCCACCGCCGACACCAGGGCCCCUCCGCCUCCUCCUCCCCGCCGUCCUCCCUCCUCGUCUUCGUCAAGCUCGCCUCCGACCGGCUCCUCACCUCGCAGAUCUACCGCGCCCGCGUGCAGGACUGGCUCUAUGGCGUGCGCCCCGCCGCCCCCGCCGCGAACCCCGCCGACGACGGCAGCAACGAACCCGUCACGCAGGCCGAGCGCCUGCGCCUGGCCUACAUGCUGAUCACGCGCCCGCGCAACGAGGGCGGCGCCGGCGUCACGCCGCGCCGCGGCCAGUGGCGCUUCGUGCAGAGCGUCUUCCCGCUGCACGACCGCGCGUUCAACAGGGAGUGGAUCGGCGAGUGGAGCAGGAAGUAUUACCUCGACGACGGCGACAUCGACCGCAUCCGCGACCGGUUCGGCGAGCGGGUCGCCUUCUACUUUGCGUUUUUGAAGUCGUAUUUCGCCUUCCUGCUGUUCCCGGCCGCGUUUGGCUUCGCCGCGUGGCUGGUCCUGGGCCCGUUCUCGUGGCUGUACGCCGUGGUCAACUGUCUGUGGUCCGUCGUGUUCUUUGAGCACUGGAAGAUGAAGGAGGUCGACCUGGCGGUGCAGUGGGGCGUGAGGGGCGUCAGUCGGAUUCAGCACCCGCGGUCGCAGUUCCGGUUCGAGAGGGAGGCGGUGGAUCCCGUGACGGGCGAGAUCGUCAAGGUGUAUUCGCCCGUCAAGAGGCUGGCGACGCAGUUGUUGCAGGUGCCGUUUGCCGCCGCCUGCGUGGUGGCCCUGGGCGGCCUGAUUGCGGGCUGCUUUGCCAUUGAGAUCUUCAUCACCGAGGUGUACAACGGGCCGUUCAAGCAGUACCUGACCUUCUUGCCCACCGUCCUUCUGACUAUAUUCAACCCGACCUUAACGACGCUGCUCACUCGCCUGGCGGAGAAGCUGACCGAGUUGGAGAACUACGAGACUCACGAUGCGCAUCAGGCAUCUUUUGUCCGGAAAAUCUUUGUUAUCAACUUCAUCACCUCAUAUCUGGGCGUCUUCCUGACCGCCUUCGUCUACGUGCCCUUUGGAAAGCUUCUCGUGCCCUACCUCGAUGUAUUCCAGCUCACAGCGCAGCGAUUCACCGCCGAUGGGAAACCCGUGCCGACCAAAAGCUGGCAGAUUGACCCCAACAGGCUCACCAAGCAGGUCAUCUACUUCACCGUCACGGCGCAGAUCGUCAACUUUGCCACCGAGGUGAUCGUGCCCUACGCGAAGCGCAAGCUGUUCAAGAGGGUCGAGAAGGUGCAGUCGGACCUGUCCGAGAAGACGGCCGUUCACACCAAAGACUCGCCCGAAGAGGCCGAGUUCCUCGAGAGGGUGCGAGACGAGGCCGAGCUGGAUGAGUACGACGUCACGAUCGACUAUAGGGAGAUGGUGAUCCAGUUCGGCUACCUCUCCCUCUUCUCGGUCGUCUGGCCGCUCACCGCCUGCUCCUUCCUGGUCAACAACUGGGUCGAAGCGCGGUCCGACGCCAUGAAGAUCGCCGCCAACUGCCAGCGGCCGAUCCCCUGGCGCGCCGACUCCAUCGGGCCCUGGCUCGGCGCCCUCGGCUUCCUCUCGUGGCUCGGCAGCCUCACCAGCGCCGCCCUGGUCUUCCUCUUUCACAGCAACAGCAGCAUCAGCGGCAGCAGCGGCAAGACCGGCGGGCCCGACGGCUCGCCCUGGGACAUACGCGCCUGGGCGCUGCUGCUGGCCAUCUUGUUCGCCGAGCACGUCUACCUGGUCGUCCAGCUCGUCGUCCGGGGCCUGGUCCGCCAGCUCGACAGCCCCGGCCUGCAGAAGGAGCGGGCCGAGCGGUUCGCCAUGCGCAAGAGGCUGCUCGACCGCAUGGCGGAGCGCGGCGUCAGCGCCGAGCCUGCUGCUGGGCCGGGUGUGGGUGGUGGCGCGGAGGAGGAGAAGAUCACGAGGGAGGCGCUGGAGGAGGAGGCCAGGCGGCUUUCGGUUUCGGGCGAGGGCAGGCCGGAGCAGCUGUUUUGGCUGCGGCAGAGGAGCGCGGACGAGACGAUCCAGGUCGGACGGGCGUUGAUUGCUGAGACCACUUCGUCGAACCAGACCGGGUCGAGGAAGUAG
Molecule: messenger RNA, 2274 nt
Organism: Thermothielavioides terrestris NRRL 8126
Lineage: Eukaryota; Fungi; Ascomycota; Sordariomycetes; Sordariales; Chaetomiaceae
Exons: 8
Coding region: 1-2274 (757 amino acids)
Biological process (GO): chloride transmembrane transport
Cellular component (GO): cortical endoplasmic reticulum
Molecular function (GO): chloride channel activity
Source: RefSeq, a predicted model, not a curated record